UCUGAGAUCACCGAAGCAAACUUCCUCCAUACACAUCGAGUUGGACAAAGCAGCUAACGACGUCGCAACCAACCACCAUUACCACCAGUCAGACAGUCGCCGCAUUCGCACACGCGUACCUUAAUAGCAGCAGUCAGUAUUAACUUGAGUCCGAGACGGUGUGAACGCGAACGUGUUUUGAUCGGAUCGACGCAUCGACCGAUUGCACCGAUAAGUGGCUAAAAACAUUUAACAGUACGAAACUUGAAGCGGUGUUAAUGUCAUUGCAGAAAAAUGCUCCACCUUACACAAACACGAGUAAUCAGAUGGUUCUAUCUAACAUCGUUGCUUCUGCUACUAUGCUGGAACAGCUUGAUCGAAUGCCGAAAGCAACACACGCACUCUAAUGAAGCUGAUCGUGAACUCAUGAGUUUUGAAGAAGAUGGUGGUGGCGGAGGCGGAGGCGGAGGUAAUAUCGGAAAUGGCCAUCGUCGAGGGCAUCGUAAAAAACAUCAUCAUCGUCAGCAUCACGAGGACAAUCAGCUCUCAUUGUGGAUCAAUGAGCAACAGUUGAAUAUGUUAAGUGCACUUUUCUUUCCACAAGGCUUUGCGCAUGGUCGCAUAUAUGCCAUCGAAAAUGGUGAAGUUCUGAACGAUUUGAGAGAAAUUAACAUCUAUAAAUACUUGAUUAUACCCGCCGAAGUAAAUUACGUGAAUUUCACGUGGAAGUCGGGUAGCAGAAAAUAUUUUUACCAUUUCGAUCGGUUGCAAACGCUGGACGAUAAUAUUCUAAGAGCUCCUACGUUAUCGAUUAAAACGAAAGGACGAAUACCGGCAGAAGAAAAAAAUUUCAGUAUUUUCCUGCCUUGUGCCGGUAAUAACUCAGGUACGGCCAUGUUCAAUAUCGGCUUGUCCAUACAAAAUCGUCGGGGGAAACCGUUGCCUGGCACACCAAUACGCUUAAAUUUUAAAAAGGAAUGCGCACAUAGAGGUAACGCUACCAUCUCUACACUAACAUCUCCGCAAGGUCCCGAUCCCGAAUGUAAUUUGAAAUGUGGCGAUAAUGGAUUUUGUAAUCAUCAUAAAAUUUGCCAGUGCAAAGCUGGCUACACGGGUCAAUACUGUCAGGCGGCAUUUUGUUUUCCGCAAUGUCUAAAUGGCGGCAAUUGCACAGCGCCAUCGGUGUGCACCUGUCCUGAUGGCUACCAAGGCACUCAGUGCGAAGGAGGCAUCUGCACCGAGAAAUGCUUAAAUGGCGGCAAGUGCAUACAAAAGGAUAAAUGCCAGUGUUCCAAAGGAUACUAUGGACUACGAUGUGAAUAUUCUAAAUGUGUGAUUCCAUGCAAAAAUGGCGGUCGCUGCAUUGGCACCAAUAUUUGCCGCUGUCCAAGCGGGUUGCUCGGUAAUCAUUGCGAAAUCGGUCGUAGGCAGCGUUCGACCUGCAGGCGUCCUUGUAAGCAUGGCGUGUGUAUGCCAAAUAAGACCUGCAAAUGUGAUCCAGGCUUCUAUGGACAGUAUUGCAAUGCAAGAAUAAAAAAACAUCGUAAAAUUCAUAGAUAGGUACAAUGGCUGCAUUGGAAAAAUCUCCCCUUUCUUACUUUUACUACUUUGUCGGAUUAUUAAUGGAUACAAUAGCGGUAUUCACCAGUGAGCAAGUGGCCUGGCAGACUGGUGUCAACAGUCAUCUGCUCUUUUGCCAGAGCGCCAGGCCACUUGCUCAAUUUGGUGAAUACCACUAAUGUAUUUGUAAAUUUUUACUAGAGUGAUAAAUAUACAUAAGUUUCCCGUUUUGUUUUUCGUAACGUGCAUGUUUUAAUGGGAGCGCGCAUAGUUAAGGCCAAAGCGUAGAUAUGUAUAUGCGCUCCGGUUGAAACAUACACGUUUUGUAAUCGACGCUUCGCUCAAUGCUUUGCUCGCCUCUCCAGUAUGUUUUUAGCCUAGCGCUGAGCUAUCACUACAUAUCUUUAUAAAGUAAUGUUUUAUAAGUAUAAAUAAUACUACAAUAUUCGUAUGCCCAGUAAAGGCACAUUAGAAUCAUCUAUUUCUAGAAAUGUGAUAAACUUAAAUAAUGAAACAAAAUUUUACUUCGAGGAAGUCUGAAAAUUUCUAAUUUAUAAUUGGAAGUAAGC
Molecule: messenger RNA, 2108 nt
Organism: Rhagoletis pomonella (apple maggot)
Lineage: Eukaryota; Metazoa; Arthropoda; Insecta; Diptera; Tephritidae
Gene: shf
Product: protein shifted
Exons: 8
Coding region: 274-1539 (421 amino acids)
Biological process (GO): anatomical structure development
Cellular component (GO): cell surface; extracellular region
Molecular function (GO): signaling receptor binding
Source: RefSeq, a predicted model, not a curated record